Messenger RNA from Anopheles darlingi, 1060 nucleotides. RefSeq lists its product as uncharacterized. The record is from RefSeq and is a predicted model, not a curated record. Bases 180 to 902 code for a protein of 240 amino acids. Lineage: Eukaryota; Metazoa; Arthropoda; Insecta; Diptera; Culicidae. The transcript is spliced from 2 exons.
CUUCGGAAACAGCAGCGGACGAAAUAGUAUCAGCAAAAGUAAGGGAAAAUAGUUAAAAUAACGAUAGUUGAAGCAGUAAAGUCUAGUACCUCGGUAACAUAAAAGUGUGCAAACGAAGAAUGAACAACUGCCGGUCACAGUAGCUUGUUCGUGUUGUGUGAAUAGCGCCCUGUUCCAAAAUGGUUCCACCGAGAACGCUCUGGAGCGACGAUGAAACGUUCGAUCUGCUGGACAUUAUCAAGCUGCAAAAUGUAGACGAAACGUUCCUGCUGGGCGAUCCAGCUUCUCGUCACAAGCAUGAUGCAAUUUAUAGAAACAUAGCGAAGGAAAUGUGGUUGCGGGGGUACAUAGAUAAGCACGCGGACGACGUGCAGCUACGAUGGGAGAAACUGCAGCGCUGCUACCAUAAAGCGGUGCGCGUUGACGAUUGGACCAUUGCCGGUCCAUUCUACGAGGAGCUUCACGAGCUGCUCAGUGCGGAACGGAAACGCCGUCCGGUUGAUCCGGCGCUCCGGGAAAAGACACCGAAACCGAAAACCGUCGAAGAACCUACCGAUAGCAAAUCGAGCGAAACGAACGAACCACAGAGCGGUACAAAAGGUAUGAUAACGCGCCGAAAGAUCCUGAAAAAGAUAAAAAAUUUCCGGUACAAAGAGGAUGGCGCCUACUACAAACAGUGUCGCGAGCUGAACGAGUCUGGUGCAACGCUUUAUGGGCGAUUUUCGAAGAACAGAGACUACAAGUUCAACGGGAUACUGGAUAAAAAUAGUAGGAACAUCAUAACACAUUUCAGACGCAUGGUCGGUAGGAAAAUUGCGACAAACGACGAAGCCGAGGAUCCCAAUGAUCACCUGAACGGGGAUGAGGACUGCACUUAUGAAGUGGUAGUCAGUGAGUCUUAGCUGGCGUUGUGUAGAAUAAAACAAUCGACGUCUUGCUCCAUGAACCAUUCCAAUUAUUAGUUAAAGAAGUCUUUUUUGCGAAUAAUAGAUUGUAGCAUCAUAACAGAAAACAGCUGUACGCCGAGCGAGAGCAGAAGAGGAGCGGCGGAAUUUGUUCA